AUGGAACAUAAGCUUAACUUCUUUACCAAAUUCCUAGCAAUUUUAGCUACAUUUUCCCUUACAUUUCACCCAUGUAUAUGUAUCGUCUCGAAAAGUAGUAACCCAAUAGGGAAAGAAGGGGAAUGGCAACUUCUUAGGGACAAUGUUGGGGUGGUACCUAUGCAUAUGGCAUUAACCCAUAUGAAUACAAUCCUAAUCUUUGAUCAAACCGGGAAAGGACCUUCAGCAUACCUCCUCAAUCACCGCUCACACGGUGGCGAAUGCCAUCAGAACCAUGCUUCUGAUGUAAGAGACUCAUCUUGCUUUGCUCAUUCAGUUGAGUACCAUAUAGGUACCAACUCCUUAAGACCAUUGAAAAUCGAGUCCGACCCGUUUUGCUCCUCGGGUUCGUUUUUAAGCAACGGGACGCUUCUUCAAACGGGUGGUUACGCCAACGGGUAUAAAAAGAUCCGAAACUUUGUCCCUUGUGGUGAUGGAAGGUGUGAUUGGAGGUUGUCAAAGACGAAGCUAGCAAAAGACAGGUGGUAUGCUUCUAACCAGUUGCUCCCAGGGGAAAAGGAAAGGGUUAUAGUUGUUGGAGGGAAAAAAGUAUUCUCUUAUGAGUUUGUCCCUAGGAAAUCUUCCCAAGUAGCUUCAUAUGCUAUGCCAUUUUUGCAUAACACUUAUAAUAAAUCUGAAGGAGGAAAUAAUCUCUACCCUUUCCUUCAUCUUUCGUCCGACGGUCAUCUCUUCAUCUUUGCCAAUCGAGACUCAAUCUUGUUCGACUACAGGCUUGAUCGCGUGGUUAAGACUUACCCACGGAUGCCUGGUGGAGGGUCACGCAGCUACCCGAGCUCUGGGUCCUCAGUCAUCCUACCAUUAGACCAUCGAGAUGGGUUCCUAAAAGUGGAAGUCAUGAUAUGUGGGGGUGCAGCAGAGGGAGCCUACAGUGCAGCUCGUGGGGGUCAAUUCUUGGAAGGGUUAAGAACUUGUGGAAGAAUGGAGAUUACAGGGCAUAAAAAUAAAUGGAAUAUGGAGGAAAUGCCUCAUCCUCGACUUUUAAUGGACAUGGUGAUUCUCCCUACAGGACAUAUCUUAUUGAUCAAUGGUGCGCAGUCUGGUGCUGGUGGGUGGAACAAUGCAGACCGCCCUGCGCAGCAGCCUUUCCUUUACAAGGCUAGGAGACCAUUAGGGAAGAGGUUUUUGGUUUUGCAGGAAACAGAUGUAGCGCGAAUGUAUCAUUCCUCGGCUGUACUUUUACCUGAUGGGAGGAUCCUUAUUGGGGGAGGUAACCCUAAUGAGAGGUAUGUGUUCAAUAAUGUAAGGUACCCUACAGAACUUAAGUUACAAGCCUUUGCUCCACAAUAUACUGACUAUAGGUUUCACCAUGUAAGGCCUAGUAACAUUUCUAUAGAGAAUAAUAGGAACCGGUUUCGUCAUAGAAACAAUGUUAUGGAGAGUAAAAUCAAUAGAAUUCACCAUACAACAACUAGACCUAGUAACACUUCCAGAACACAUACUAAUAUUGGAUCACAUGCUUCCCAUCACAUAAGUAGGCCGCCUAGGAAGAUUUCUAGAGGACAAGGCCAUGUAAUCCGCCCGACAACUCCGCCUCGUACGAGUUCCAUAAAGAAAAAUAUCAAUGGUAAUGGUAAUGGUAAUGAGACUGUUGAUAUAAAAUAUGGGGAGGAGUUUGAGGUGACGUUUUGGCUAGGAAGAAAGAUAAACGGGGAAGUGGAGUUCAACGCGUAUGCACCUCCUUUUACUACACAUUCAGUGUCAAUGAACCAAAGGUUGUUGAAAUUGAGAAGUAUAAGAAUUGUGGAAGAUGAUGGUGGGAGGGUUAAUGCAGUGGUGAUAGCACCCCCUUCGCCGAAUGUUGCACCAUCUGGGUAUUAUAUGCUCUUUCUUGUCCAUGGAGGUAUUCCUAGCACAGCUCAAUGGAUUAGAUUUGUACACUAG
Messenger RNA from Spinacia oleracea (spinach), 1941 nucleotides. Its product is annotated as aldehyde oxidase GLOX-like. Bases 1 to 1941 code for a protein of 646 amino acids. The record is from RefSeq and is a predicted model, not a curated record. Lineage: Eukaryota; Viridiplantae; Streptophyta; Magnoliopsida; Caryophyllales; Amaranthaceae. The transcript has a single exon.